UCGCAGUCGCAGGCAGCACACACACACAGACGCGAGAUAAAGAUGGCGGCGACGGUGGGUGAAACAGCGUGAUAUGCUAGAGUAGUGGCGCUGAACUCGAGUAAUACAGCUGUGUGACAAACCAUCGCAACAUGGAAAACAUGUCACAUUAGGUGUUUACUGGUCAAACCAAGUACCACAAACUCACCUCACCCCCCUUCCCCCUGUGAAAACAUUCAUCUUGUAAUCGUGGAGAAGUCUCACCGGGAGCAUGGCUUCGCGGAGUAAUCAGUACAUCUUUGGGGAGUUCAGCCCAGAUGAGUUCAAUCAGUUCUUUGUGACUCCCCGCUGUUAUGUUGAGCUUCCCCCCUUCAAUGAAAAAGUCUCCUGCGUCAGUCAUCCCUCAGGAGGUUACUACACUCCUGCUAUGCCUUGCAUAACGGAAUCAUUGAGACGGCAGGUUUGCGGAGAGGACUACCAGCAUAUCGAGUUUGGCGUGGACGAGGUUAUGAGUGCGGAGCCAGUGGCUUUGAAAGAUCCACUGUACAACGUGUCCAGCACUCUAAAUCCUCAGGCUCCUGAGUUCAUCUUAGGCUGCCAACCGUCUCAGAAGGCCCUUCCCACAGCCACGCCGGUCACUGACAUCCCAGAUGGUGAAGAACUGAACUCCCUCUGCUGCGACAACUCCGAAAUCUCAGUGCUGGGCGGUCACCAAGCCUGUUCAGACAUGGACGGGGUUUCGGGCGGCUUGGGCCAACGAAAGAAAAAGAAAAAACGGCCACCGGGAUACUACAACUAUUUAGAGGGUUCUGGCAGCAACAGCCCCGGAGUGGUCACAGGUGGAGUUGGGGGUUCGGGUCUGGUAAAUGGACACACUUCGAACGCUCCGGACGACAUGGUUGGGGAGGUGCUAGCUGAGGCUGAGCUCCUGCCCCCUGCUUCUGUAACAUCCACCACAUCAACGCCCCAAACCACCCCACUUACCCAUCAGAGGACUUGUGAUAGCCCUGAGAAUUCAACAUUGGACUUGACAGACAGAGCUUCUUUGUCUACUUCAUCUUCGUCCUCUCAGAGCAGCGGGGUGGCGCAUUUUGCCAGGACUGCAGAGCAACAUGCAGAAUCCCCUGCUUUAGAGAGUCCUGAACUGUUGGGUAAUGGAGGGCACAGCCCCUCUCCAUCUUCUCCCGUUCCCCCUUCUGCUGCUGUGGCCACACCCACUGUCAACACAAUUUCUGCUACUACUGAUGAGAGGGAGGCCGAGGGCUCGGGGGAAGCUAAUGGACUGCCGGAGACCACCCCGCCUGCUGAAACUGCAGACAGACUCCAAGACUCGUCUGAAACGGGCGAUGUGCGGUCGGCUUCCUCUGUCACCCCUCUCCCCGUAGACUCUGAGGUCCAGCCGGUAGUCUUUCCCGCUCCCCCCGCAGCACCUGUGGCCAACCCUCCAAAAUCCUGGGCCAGCCUCUUCCACAAUGCCAAGCCUCUUCCUGGAGGCCCUCAGGCUUACGUUGAGGUAAAGAGCGUGCCCGCUGUGGUCACGGUCACUCCCGCUGCGUCCGAGUUGCCUGAGAAGGCCACGGAGGUGCAUGAGGGUCCUGUUCCUGUGUCUGAAGAUCCUAUGGCCCCAAAAUUGGCAGAUAUAAUCGAGAAUGUGAAGUUGAUACACAAGCCAGUGUCUUUGCAACCACGAGGACUGAUAAACAAGGGAAACUGGUGCUAUAUCAAUGCUACCCUGCAGGCCCUCAUUGCGUGUCCGCCCAUGUAUCAUCUGAUGAAGUAUAUUCCCCUUUUCAGUGAGGUGCAGAGACCCUGUACAUCCACACCCAUGAUGGAUAACUUUAUUCGACUUGUAAAUGAGUUCAGCAAUAUGCCGGUUCCUUCCAAGACCAAACAGCAAGCUGUUGGAGACAAGAUAAUGAAAGACGUUAGACCGGGCACUCCGUUUGAACCCACAUAUAUCUACAAACUCCUCACCCUCAUCAAAUCAAGCCUUUCGGAGAAGGGUCGGCAAGAGGACGCAGAGGAGUACCUGGGUUUCAUUCUGAACGGACUGCAUGAGGAAAUGGUGGCACUGAAGAAGCUCAUCUCUCCAGAGGAAGAGAAAGAUCCCACGCCAAAUGGGCCCGAGUCUCAGCCUGGUGUGGAGGAAGACCCUGCUGAGAAGCAGGAAGAUGGCAGCGAGGAUGAGUGGGAGCAGGUGGGACCCAAAAACAAAACCUCCAUCACCCGCCAGGCCGACUUCAUCCGCACUCCCAUUACCGACAUAUUCGGCGGCCACAUCAGAUCUGUGGUAUACCAGCAAAGCUCAAAAGAGUCGGCAACCCUGCAGCCCUUCUUCACGCUGCAGCUGGACAUCCAAUCAGAGAAGAUCCGCACAGUCCAGGAAGCCCUGGAGAUACUGGUGGCGCGAGAGUCCGUUCAGGGCUACACCACAAAGAGCAAACAGGAGAUCGAGAUCAGCCGGAGAGUGACUCUUGAAGAGCUUCCUCCAGUGCUGGUUCUUCACCUCAAGAGAUUUGUUUUUGAGAAGACCGGUGGAUGUCAGAAACUGAUCAAGAAUAUCGAUUACCCUGUUGAUUUGGAGAUCAGUAAAGACCUCUUGUCACCGGGGGUGCGGGGCAAAACUUUGAAAGGCCAAAGAACCUACAGGCUCUUUGCAGUCGUCUAUCACCAUGGGAACAGUGCUACGGGUGGCCACUACACUACAGAUGUCUUCCACAUCGGUCUGAACGGUUGGCUGCGCAUUGAUGACCAGGCGGUGAAGAUCAUCAAUCAGCACCAGGUGGUGAAGCAGACUGCUGAGCGCACUGCCUACCUGCUGUACUACCGUCGCGUGGACCUGCUGUAGAAACCACACCCCCACGACACGCACACUCGCGCGCACACACACACGUACAUUCAAACACACGUUUACAUGCAGACACACGCAUACAAUCACACACAUACCCACGUGUCUCCACAAGAACACUGCCCAACUUUACGACUGUCCUUCCUCCCUCGAUCCUGCUAUUCCAGAGAGCCAGCUUUUCCGACUUCUUUGUUUAUUCUUUUUGUUUGUUUGUUUGUUUGGGGAAGAAGAGGUAAACACAAGAGACGUAUCUAAAGACUUGUUUUCCUUGCACGCGCGGCCCGGCACGGGUGCGGAGAGGUUGGGGGGACGCAAGUUAGCAUCGGAGAGAACCAGUUUAGACUCACCUGAAUCGCUGAUAACGUCCACAGCCUCAUGUUUGACUGGCUCAGCGAAAGAACUCGAACCGGUUGAGGUCGAAAACGGACGGACUGCUGGGGAACUUCAUUCUUUGUUUCUGUUUGAUCUACUUUUUUUUUUUAUGGCAUAGAAAAAAAUGAUGUGUUUUGCCUUUUAGCGAGGGGAGUCAUCGGCCUAAUUUGCGACAGUUAAGUGGAGCCCGUUUGAUUCUUGACUACAGCAUAAGAGGCCCAGCACACCAGCAAGCUACAGAAAUCUCAAUGUUUCUCCUCACGCAAGACACUCUACUCCGUCACCUCUACCUCCUCUUCUCUCCCCCGUGUUUCGCAAUCCCAUCAGAUCCCUUUAGAUCAUGGAAACAAGACCUCGGGCGAGAGAAAAGGCGCUGCGGUGUGCUAAAGUGGCGAAAGCAAAAUGGGAAAAGCAACAAAAAAAUCGCCUUCGUUUGAGAGAACCUCUGUGUGAUUUUUGGGUUUAGGAUUAGAAUGACUAUCUUACAAUUUUAACGCGCUUUAGAAUAUAAACGAUUAAAAGCUUUGUGCACGCAAACGAAUUAAACUGGUUAAUAAAAACGCGGAUGGGCGUUUCUUGCAGAUAUUUAAGUUUUAAAAGUAUUAACGGAAGGGCAACAAUCCGAAUCGUGGUGGCGGUCAACUCGCUCGGCUCCCCGGGUGGGGGGGGGGUUUCGCUCGUUCUGUAGGCUUUUAUCGGACUCUCUGACACAAACGCGCGCAUCCACUUUUAUGCUGGUGAGGAUAUCCCUGUCGUGUAGAAUUUCACCAUGAACAUUAACCCCCGUUUACUUCAUGUCUCCUCUGGCCAUCGAUCAUGCUUUCUGUUAGAUCGCUUCUGUAUCAAAGGAAUAACACUCACCCGCCUUCUGCUUUUUGAUGUCAGUAGAGGAGCAAGAACCAAGCCACUCCUGCCAAGGAGCUGUCUUGAUGCAGGUGCACGAUGCGAUCUGCAUCUCAUUCUGCGUGUUAGCCCGCUCUGAGCAGUCAGCCUGUAGUGUACGUGUUGAGGCUCUGUGUGCAGCUCUGAGGAUGACAUCUCAGAAUGAGUGGCAGAAAAUGUCUUUUACUCCAGUUAAAACUGUUACCGUGAGGUGACCUCACCUCUGCUUAGGAGUGCCUGAAAUGCUACCACAGAUGUGCAGAAACAACUAAUCAUGAAUGCGUCUGUUUCAGAAGCAUCAUCCUCAUCGUUAAUAUUAUACCGGAUUGUAUUUUGUUGAUUUUUGGAGUUGAUUUUUUGUUUUUUUUUCGUUUCUCAAUCCCCUCAUUUUUUGUUCUAUCUGAAUUCAUAUUUUGAAAGUAAAGUGACCCAAGGUUAAAGCACAAUAAUGAAUAAAGUUAUAGAAGUGCUACGUUUGACCAUAUUUAUUUCUUUUAGCCUUUUGUUCUUUUUUUUGUAAUUUAAAUUCGGAUUUCCACACAAUAAAGUACCGUUUGACCAGAAGAGUAUUUAUAUCUAUUUUGUAACUAAUGCAGCAGAUUGCUCUUCUUGCUCAUGGCCAGGCCCACACAGAACCUAUACACAGCAUUUUGCAUGGAGUAUAUUUUAAAAGAAAUCCUCUUGAUGUUUUAUGAAGAAGAGUGUGCUACUCUAACACAUUUUACGUGUAAUUCCAUUUAUACAUUUGAGAAAUUUUUCUUCUACACUAUAAAACAAUCUUUGCUGCCUUAAAAUCUGCAAGUCAUCUCAACUUUAUACAAAUUUCAAUUUUAUACAAAACUGAGGUUAUAUCUUUUACAAAAACUGUUCAGUUUGAUCAGUUGACGUAAUGUAAAAAAAACUUUGAAAUGCCAAGUUGAUUGACUUCAAAUUUUAAGUAAGCAAAGAUUUUUUGACUGUGUGUACCACUCGGGUGUCAUCGAAAUUUGACAAACAGUUAAUUGGAUAACACACACUCGCCGUUAUAGAAGGUGAUGUAGCUUCCAGGAACCCUAUUUUUUUUGUGCUGAGCUCUUUACAUGGUCCUGUCUCUGACCCCAAUAGUCCAUUUCAAUGAGCCCCUUUUUUCCUUGCAAGCUCCAUCGAGUCUUGCUUUCCAUUUUUCUUGCAGAAAUUAAAAUGUGAGAUUUAAUGUGUACAAGAGGUUGAUUUCUUUUUCUUUUCAGUUGUGUAAUGACAAUUGCCAAGUCCUGUUUGACCCUAUAUCCUUAUGAACUUUAAUUUGGUUAUUAAUCUGCAGAGAGACAUUAGAAGCGCAUCCCCCAAUUGAAACCAAAGGAUACAGACACUGUUGCCUCAUCAUUGCUACAAGCAUUUUUUUUUAGUUUUUAAGCCCCCAAACUUUUGACGGCUUCAUACAGUAUGCACCAAGAACUUGACCUGAUUUCAGUUUCAGCCGCUCUCAUCAAUGAGGAGCACUAGGAAAAUCACCGCUAUUCCUCAGUGUUGGUUCAAAUGUAAUGAUUUGAUGUAUUCAGGUGCAUUUGAUGCACCCUUCAUAUCUUGUUCGGUCUUCAAAGUGGAGAUCUGAAGGUGUUUGUGUUGAUUCAACCCUUAAGACUGUUUUUUUUUCUUUCUUCACUGAUGUUGGUCAAGGGAAGUCCUGGUGUAUAGCUAAAAAAUGAUGUCUGUCUCUCUUCAUUUUGUGCUUCCUUACCCUUAUGUCUGCCGAUAUCUUGAUGCGUUGAGAAUUUGAGCUAAAAACUAUAUGCUGUGUCUCAUCCUCGGCCUUCAGCCUUCUACUUUUUGUCAAAAUGUUCAAAUAAAACAUAAACAAAUUGUG
Messenger RNA from Triplophysa rosa, 5924 nucleotides. RefSeq names its product ubiquitin specific peptidase 10 (gene usp10). NCBI's taxonomy places the organism in Eukaryota, Metazoa, Chordata, Actinopteri, Cypriniformes, Nemacheilidae. The record is from RefSeq and is a predicted model, not a curated record. Bases 251 to 2827 code for a protein of 858 amino acids. The transcript is spliced from 15 exons. Gene Ontology annotation, biological process: DNA damage response, signal transduction by p53 class mediator; regulation of autophagy; protein deubiquitination. Gene Ontology annotation, cellular component: nucleus; cytosol. Gene Ontology annotation, molecular function: cysteine-type endopeptidase activity; cysteine-type deubiquitinase activity.